This is a messenger RNA of Drosophila takahashii, 2889 nucleotides long. RefSeq lists its product as uncharacterized. The record is from RefSeq and is a predicted model, not a curated record. Gene Ontology annotation, biological process: cell migration; regulation of hippo signaling; regulation of DNA-templated transcription. Gene Ontology annotation, cellular component: cytoplasm. Gene Ontology annotation, molecular function: kinase binding; ubiquitin binding; molecular adaptor activity. NCBI's taxonomy places the organism in Eukaryota, Metazoa, Arthropoda, Insecta, Diptera, Drosophilidae.
GCUUGGCUCGCGAGGUUGUUUAUAGCUCCUGAGUCUCCGGGAAAUCCCCUCGAAAAUUCUGUUCCAUUUCAUUCCGUUCCGGGUAGUCAAGCCACCCACUGAAGGCACGCCACAUCGUGUGGUCCUUUUUCCCGGCAGUCAGUGCCUUGUAAACAAAAAUAACUCUGCUGCUUGGCCUGGCGAAGGGUGGUUACAACCCCCAAAUCGGAAAAGGCAACUACAAAGCUCCGCAGGAUAAGUGGCAAGGGCACUCCUGGCUGCCAACUUUUUCGGGGUUGCAGACAGUCGGCAAACAAGCUGCGAAUGCGACUUUAAAUGUCCAUAAACAAUCGGGCAAAAUAAAAAGAAAUAAUAGCAAUAAACCAACAGUCGUUCGGUGAAUCGAGUAUCUCGUAUUUCGUAUCUCGCAUCGGCCAGUGCAACUGUAGCGACGGUGAAAAUGAGCGAAUCCGGUGGAUAUCAGAAAAUGCCGCCCGGCUGGGACUGCAAAUACGAUCAGACAACUGGAAAUUGCUAUUACAUAAACUAUCUGACCAAGGCCAUGCAGCUGGAGGAUCCGCGCGGACGCAGUUACAAGCAGUUGCAGAACGAGCGCUGCUCCACGGAGUCGAUAGCCCUGCAGCAGUUGUCCAGUCAGCCGCAGACGUCGCACAACAGCUCACCGUACCACGUCCAUCCCUCCAACAACUUGACCGCGAUUCGGGCCUUCCAAGAGCGCCAGCAUCCCACGCUACACAACGUCUCGACCAGUCCACUGUUAUCGGCCUCCUCCAGGGGACAAUUGGAAAUGUCUUCACCUUUACCCUUUCAACGAGCUCGCUUGGGACCGAAUCUCUCCCGUCGCUCCACCAUCCAGGAGACCUCGUUCACCACCCAAGCGGAAACGGAUGCGGUGGUCACCAAGAUCCAGAACAUGUUCCCCACCGCGGGCGAGAAUCACAUACGCCUGCUGCUGAAGCGCUACUAUAACAGCGAGGCGGUCGUCGUCAGUGCCCUGCAGGUGGAGAAGCACCCGGUGACCAUGCCCGGUCCCUUCGUGACGCCGCCCUCGCAGAGGCACCUCUUCCACAGCAGCUCCGCCUUCUACAUGACGCCACCGGCACGUCGUCCGGACGCGGUGGCUAGUCGGCGCACCUCGCGCACGGCCAGUCCCUUGCCCGGCGGACGCUUCGGUAGUCUCGCGAGCGUGCAGAGCGGUCCUGGUGGUCCCGGAGGCCACCAGGUGGUCUUGCCCUCGGGCUCGGCUGUUCCGCCGGCUCUGCACGGAUCGCCCAUGUGGCGCAGCUCGCCCAGGCCGCAUUCCUCGCCCAAGAUGAAACUGAGAUACAUGAAGAAUAUAUUUCCCAAGGCCGAUGAAGAGUUGCUCCUGGAUGUCCUUGCCAAUGCGGAUAAUAAUGUGCAGUUUGCCUCGGAAAAGUUGAUUUCAUUGGGCUACACAAAACGCGAAAUGCAGCAGCCCCACAGGCCCAACAAUCGUCCACCGGAAUUGAACCAGGAUCAGCAGUCUGGCGGGGAUCAGGGCACUGUGCACAUUCCCCUGAGACCCAAGGAAUAUACCGAGGAGGAGAAGACCAAAAUGCAAGCUUUGCUCAAGGAGAAGUACCCGCAGAUUGCCGAGCGCAUUAUACUGAUGGCUCUGGAGUCGGUUAACUAUGCCGAGGAUCGGGCCACCCAGAUCCUGCUGAUUGUCCAGGACGAGGAUGAGCAGAGGGCCCAGAAGCAGGCGCCCUCGAAUCCCAAGCAUCUCGAGCUGACCAAGACCACGGGAAGCGAACAGGUGGACGGUGCCACCGGAGACAGCCUGCCCACCGUGGUGGAGCCCAGCACCUCAUCCAAACCGAAGCCACCGCACAAGCGCCACAUUCUGCCAUCGAUCAAUGUCACCACACCAUCGACGUUCACCACCCAGAUCAUUUUGGCCCAGGCCACGCCCACACCGGAGAAGCUGGAGUCGCAUCUGUCAUCCAUAUCGAGUGCCUCCUCAUCGCAUUCAUAUGCCUCACCCGCCCAAUCACCUCGCAUCGAACGCAAGAGCUACGAACGCCUUACCACCAAGGGCAUCCUGGCCAAGAGCGGCUAUUAUGGCCACGGCGAUAGCAAUACCAAUAACUACAGCAUCAGCGGCUACCUCGUGCAUGGCUCCUCGAAUGCUAGCUCCUACUCCUCCUACUCCGCAUCAAUGACGUCCUCAUCGCUGGCCUCGUCGUCGGCCCAGUCCAACUCCUCAUCCAUCGCGAGGAGGCCAGCAUUCGAAAGUCGCGCUCGCACCAAAACCGAUUCACUGAAGCAUCGUCAACAUUCCUCGGGCUUUGGUAACUCCAACAAUUCGGAAUCGGCUGAAUUCCAAUCUAUCAUCGAACGAAUGGCCAUUAUGGGACCCAAUUCCCAGCUAAACAAGGGCGCAGAUGAAAAUCUUCUACUAGCUGACUACGUCACCUGGAAUGGACCCAAUACCAAGCUGCUCCAAAAGCAACCCACUCAAGGACCCGAUACAAAUCUCUUGGCAGAACGUGGCUACAAACCGAGGGGCGGGAAUUCUGAACUCUGCAAAGGUGCCCAAUCUGGAUUGGCCAAGGGCAGCAUUUACGCUCAAGGCAGCAACAAGAGCGCCAACAUCAAAUGCAACUAGGCGGUAAUCGAAUCUCCCCCAGAGUGCCAAAGAAAGGGAGAUGAAUCUUAGUAACUAGCCAAGCACCACCCUCCAAAAGUUCAGACUUACAUGCCAUUUAUAUGUGUCGUAAAAAGUGUUUUUUGCUCUUCCCCCAAAUCCCUCCCAAACACUCCACGAGUACGUAGAUCUCAACACCCCAGAAAGAACUCACAUUCCAUCCAAGCUCCAAUUAUUUUUAGUAACUCGUAAAUAAACAGACUUUAAAACUAACAAAUGUA